Messenger RNA from Anopheles marshallii, 1086 nucleotides. Its product is annotated as replication factor C subunit 4. Bases 1 to 1086 code for a protein of 361 amino acids. Gene Ontology annotation, cellular component: DNA replication factor C complex; nucleus. Lineage: Eukaryota; Metazoa; Arthropoda; Insecta; Diptera; Culicidae. The record is from RefSeq and is a predicted model, not a curated record. Gene Ontology annotation, biological process: DNA repair; DNA-templated DNA replication. Gene Ontology annotation, molecular function: ATP hydrolysis activity; DNA binding; DNA clamp loader activity. The transcript has 3 exons.
AUGCAAGCAUUUUUAAAAACAGGCCGUACAACUGGAGACAGUUCUUUCGCGGGCACUAGUGGUGAGGGUGGCCCAUCAACAGCAACCAAGCGAGCAAAGCAUAGCGUACCAUGGGUUGAGAAAUACCGUCCAAAGAGUGUCGAUGAUGUGGUGGAACAGGCGGAAGUUGUUGCUGUACUUCGUGAAAGUCUCUCCACCACUGACCUUCCGAAUUUGCUUCUGUACGGUCCGCCCGGUACCGGCAAAACCAGCACAAUUCUGGCUGCUGCGAGACAACUGUUUGGCGAUAUGUUUAAAGAACGCAUUCUCGAGCUGAAUGCAUCGGACGAUCGUGGUAUAGCGGUGAUCCGGAACAAAGUGAAGACCUUCGCACAGCUAACGGCCAGCGGUACCAGAUCGGACGGUAAACCCUGUCCACCGUUUAAGAUCGUCAUCCUGGACGAGGCCGAUGCAAUGACGCAUGCGGCCCAAGCUGCUCUGCGCCGAACGAUGGAAAAAGAAACUAAAACCACACGGUUUUGUCUGGUUUGCAACUACGUGUCGCGUAUUAUCGAGCCCAUUACAUCCCGAUGCACCAAAUUUCGUUUUAAACCAUUGGGUGAAGAAAAGAUCAUUGAGCGAUUGCGCUACAUCUGCGAACAGGAAGGUGUGAAAGUAGAUGAGGAAGUUUAUAAGGACAUCGUUAACAUAUCCGGUGGUGAUUUGAGACGAGCCAUCACUACACUGCAAUCUUGUCAUCGGUUAAAAGGCACCCAGGCACGCAUCGAACGGCAGGACAUCAUGGAAAUGUCCGGUGUAGUGCCAGAACGUUACCUGGAGGAAUUUGUAUCAGUUUGCAAAAGCUCGAACUACAGCAAGCUGGAGGAAUUCGUCCAGAAUCUUUCCUACGAUGCGUAUAGCGUUGGCCAAUUGUUCGAACAGCUGACCGAGUACAUUGUGUACAACGACGGACUUACGGAAAAGCAAAAGGCCGUUAUCUGCGAAAAGCUUGGUGAAUGUUGUUUCCGGCUACAUGGUGGAGGAUCAGAAUAUAUUCAGAUCAUGGAUUUAGGAUGCGUCACUAUUCAGGCCCUUAAAGACCAAUGA